Molecule: messenger RNA, 1980 nt
Organism: Topomyia yanbarensis
Lineage: Eukaryota; Metazoa; Arthropoda; Insecta; Diptera; Culicidae
Gene: TyrRS
Product: tyrosine--tRNA ligase, cytoplasmic
Exons: 3
Coding region: 172-1746 (524 amino acids)
Biological process (GO): tyrosyl-tRNA aminoacylation
Molecular function (GO): tRNA binding; ATP binding; tyrosine-tRNA ligase activity
Source: RefSeq, a predicted model, not a curated record
CAAAUGGGAUUGUUUUCAACCAGGAAGCUGCAGAAGUGUUCGUGAGACCGGGCGACAAGAACUCAAUGUGCUUUUGACAGUUGCUGACGUCGAAUUGCUUGAUGACUCUCGUCUGUCUGUCACUCCACAACUCGGACAACUCACCUGUACCAGUUUGCUACAUCGAUCAAAAUGACGGCUUUAACAUGGGAGGAGAAAGAACAGUUAAUUACCCGCAACCUUCAGGAGGUUCUCGGUCAGGACAACAUGCGAUCUAUUCUAAAGGAGCGCGAUUUAAAAAUAUACUGGGGCACAGCAACAACCGGCAAGCCACACAUUGCCUACUUUGUGCCCAUGUCAAAAGUGGCCGAUUUCCUGAAAGCCGGAUGCGAAGUUACCAUUCUGUUUGCGGAUCUACAUGCCUAUCUGGACAAUAUGAAGGCCCCAUGGAUGCUACUGCAAGAACGGACCAAGUACUAUGAGGCGCUAAUCAAAGCGAUGCUGACAUCGCUGGGAGUGCCCUUAGAAAAGUUAAAAUUUGUGCGGGGAACAGAUUAUCAGCUCUCGAAAGAAUACACGCUGGAUGUUUACAAAUUGUCCUCCGUGGUGACUCAACACGAUGCCAAGAAGGCGGGAGCAGAAGUGGUGAAGCAGAUAGACCAUCCAUUGCUAUCGGGGAUCUUGUACCCAGGCUUGCAGGCCCUGGAUGAGGAGUAUUUGAAAGUGGACGCUCAAUUUGGUGGCGUGGAUCAAAGAAAGAUUUUCACCUUUGCUGAGAAAUAUCUGCCGCAGAUGGGUUAUGCCAAACGAAUUCAUUUGAUGAACCCGAUGAUUCCGGGUUUGGCCGGAGGAAAAAUGUCAUCUAGUGAAGAGGACUCGAAAAUCGAUCUUUUAGAUAGUGCAGCCAAAGUUAAGGCGAAAAUCAAGAAAGCUUUUUGUGAACCGGGAAACAUCGAGGACAAUGGACUGCUGAAAUUCGUCAAACACGUAAUCUAUCCGAUGUUCAAGAGUGGCGAAGGUUUUGAAAUUAAACGAAAGGCUGAGUUUGGUGGAGAUUUGAAAUUCGAGAAUUAUGAGGAUCUAGAAUCAAUGUUUGCCUCACAGGAAUUGCAUCCAGGUGACCUCAAGACAGCGGCUGAAAUUUAUAUUAAUCGCUUGCUGGAACCGAUUCGUCAAGUAUUCGAUAACGAAGAACAUCGACAGUUAACGGAACGAGCCUAUCCAACUGGAGCGGGAAGUAAAAAAAUCACAACAGCGCAAGUCUCCGGGGAGAACACUCCGGACAAGGUGGAACUCAAAGUAGGAGAAAUCACCGAAGCUGUGAAGCAUUCGGACGCGGAUACUUUGUGCAUUCUGAGUGUGGAUAUAGGAAGCGAUACGAAAAAAUCAAUUGUCAGCAAUCUCAUGGCUUAUUACAGUCUGGAGGAUCUGAAAGGACGUUCGGUUGUGACGGUGACCAAUAUGAAAUCUUCCAAAAUUCGUGGAGUCGAGAGCGAAGGCCUUGUACUUUGUGCCUUCAAUCAGGACAAAUAUGAAUUACUAUCAGUUCCCGAUGGAGCAAAGCUGGGGGAUCGCAUCAUCGCGGAAGGUUUCGAUAACACCAAAGCUGAAAUUGCACAGCUAAAUCCGAAGAAAAAGGUUUGGGAUAAGAUUCAGGCCGAGCUGAAGAUCAAUGCCGACGGCGAAGCUCUAUGGAAGGAUUUUGCUCUACUAACCCUGAAUGGAGACAAAAUUACCAGUACGUUGAAAGAGUGUAGUAUCAAGUAAACUGUUGAUGGUUGUGGCAAAUGCUACGAUUUCUUAUUAAAAAGAACAACCACGCUUCAAAAGUGAAAAAGGCAAUGAAAAUAGAAUUGCUAUACGUCUUAUUUCGUUAAAACUAUGUGCGCAGUACACGAUAUUAUUUUUGCAUUUUGUUAGUUUCUUUUGUAUAAACAAACGCAUAGUCGUUAUAUGCUGCGAAGUUAAUAAAGCUUAACUACGUUAAGGAAUACAAUCGAA